ACGACACUAGGUUUCCAUGUUGAUUGGAGGAUCAAUUCCUGAGAAAGCAAGUAAUUUUUAUCUUUAUCCAAUCCCCCCAUAUGUAGUAGUGCAUGGAAAGAAUAUUAUCAGAAUAUUACUAGCAUUGACAACCACUUACCAUAUGUUAUAAGGAGAUACGUUUUUCCAAGCCACUUGAAACCUUGAUCUUUUCAUUCAUUCAUUAAAAGCCGGUGAGGAUAAAUUAACAAUCACUUUUGCUCUUCUUAUUCUCAAUAUAAGAAGAAGGGAUAGAAUUAAGAAGUGGCUUAUCCUGGAUUAUGGCUACAAAGGAAGGAGAGACACAUCUUUCAAUAAUAGAACAAGCAGGGGUUGGGUUUCUUCUCUCUAAUGAGGGAGAGGUUCCUUUAUCAUGCAUCGAAGGGAAGACCACAUGCCUCUUCUUCUCAGCUAACUGGUGCAGGCCCUGCCGAAACUUCACUCCGCGAUUAAUCCAACUCUACACUGCCCUCAAAAACACAGAAAAGGAUGUACAAAUCGUCUUUGUCUCCCUCGACCGCGACGAAAAUAGCUUCUUGGAUCACUUUAAGCACAUGCCAUGGCUCGCUGUGCCAUUUAACGUCGACAUAAGGAGACGGUUGCGCGCAACUUUUAAGAUCGACCGUAUCCCUUCAUUGACUCCUUUCGCGCCAAAUGGUAUGUUGAUUGAAGAAGAUGCAGUUAAGUUGGUUGAGGACUACGGAAUUGAUGCAUUUCCCUUUGAUGCUAAGAGGAGAGAGCAGUUGCGGGCUAUCGAUGAGGCGAAGCGACAAGGAGGGAAAAUAGAAGAGCUUCUUGGGUGCAAAGAGAGAGACUAUGCUAUCUCCAAAGAUGGAAAAAAGGUUCCGAUAGUCGAGCUCGCCGGGAAAACAAUAGGCCUCUAUUUUGGAGCACAAUGGUGCCCGCCAUGCCGCGCCUUCACGACAACGCUUGUAGAGGCGUACAACGAGCUAAGGAUCUCAAAAAGCGGAGGCUUCGAGAUUGUGCUUAUUUCAAUGGAUCGCGACGAAGAAGAAUUCAAAUCGAGUCUCGAGAAAGUGCCAUGGAUUUCAAUUCCUUAUCACGAUAAAACUCGGCAUGACCUUUGUAGGAUCUUCAACAUAAAGGGAAUUCCGGCCCUCGUGAUCCUCGGGCCAGACGGUAAGACUCUAAGGACCGACGGGCGAGCCAUAAUUUCAAAUUUUGGCGCGACGGCUUUUCCUUUCACAGAAGCAAAAGUUGCUGAGGCAGAGGAAGCACUUAAGAAGGAAGGAGAGAAGCUGCCACACCAAGUGAAGGAUCCUAGACAUGAGCAUGUGCUUAAGUUGGAUAUUGCUAGAUGUUAUGUUUGUGAUUCAUGUAAGAAGCAAGGGAGGUAUUGGGUGUUCUCCUGCGCCCGGUGCGACUUCGAUCUUCAUCCCUCGUGCAUCGAAGAGAAUCAGAAACAAUGAGUUAUUCUAAGAACAGUAACAAAGAAAGCUAUAUAUGCAUGUAGUUAUUUAGUACCAUUUUGGUUUUUGUCUGUUUUCACCUUAGUUACACACAGUAUGGUAAAUGAUCACAGCUUGAUACACACUCCGCAGUUACUGCUUAUUGUCUGUAAGAUGUUUUCUAUGCUCUCUAUCCAUCAGUUUUUUAUGGCAA
Molecule: messenger RNA, 1641 nt
Organism: Ananas comosus (pineapple)
Lineage: Eukaryota; Viridiplantae; Streptophyta; Magnoliopsida; Poales; Bromeliaceae
Product: probable nucleoredoxin 3
Exons: 3
Coding region: 300-1448 (382 amino acids)
Molecular function (GO): thioredoxin-disulfide reductase (NADPH) activity
Source: RefSeq, a predicted model, not a curated record